This is a messenger RNA of Pieris macdunnoughi, 1746 nucleotides long. The record is from the annotation of a GenBank genome assembly. Lineage: Eukaryota; Metazoa; Arthropoda; Insecta; Lepidoptera; Pieridae.
AUGAAUCCCAUGGAUGGAGAGAGGAAAAUUAUAAUAGAAUUUUGUCACUUAUUGGAGAAAUCGAAAGUGCUUUUUAAUGGAUUAAGGGAACUACCACAAUAUGGCCACAAGCAAUGGCAGUCAUACUUCGGCCGGACUUUUGAUGUUUACACCAAAUUGUGGAAAUUUCAACAACAACACAGGGACGUACUAGAUAGCAAAUAUGGUUUAAAGAGAUGGCAAAUAGGAGAGAUCGCAUCGAAAAUUGGGCAGUUGUACUAUCACUUUUAUCUGAGGACUAGUGAAACUGCUUACCUUCGGGAAGCAUUUGCGUUUUACCAGGCCAUCAGAGCGAGGCGAUACUACACACAUGCAGUUAAAGAAGAUAAGUGUGAACUUAUGGUGAAAAAGCUACGAUAUUAUGCACGAUUUAUUGUUGUAUCGUUAUUACUGAAUAAAUUAAAACUUGUUGAUGAUCUUAUAAGAGAACUAGACAAUCAAAUAAUAGAAUAUGGAACUACGUAUAACGCUGAAGACCAAAUGGAAUGGACUGUAGUUGUUGAUGAAGUUAAAGCUUUCCUUGAUGCCGAGCCGGCCGUUCAGGUUAUGUACAAUGAUAUGCCGGCACCCGAUAUGUCUAAUAGAAUCCAUCCCGACCACACGCCAUACGUAGACAGAGGACCCCAUAUGCACUUAACUUUACAAGAUGUAAUUAUAAUUGGUAGUAGUACACAACAGGCAAAAUUUUCUGAACUCACAAUCGAUAUGUAUAGAAUUCUUCAGAUAUUGGAAAAAGAACCAAUUGGCCCAGCACCUCAGGCCCUGAGUGAGGAUAUUCCUCCUCAUGGGCCACCACCGGCUCCACAUUCUACGCAAAGAGGUUACGUGGUCGGUGACAGCUUUCGUCGAGACAAUCCACACAAGUACUUGUUGUUUAAGCCAACCGCACUGCAAUGUCUGGUCUACCUAGCGAGCAGUUGCAAUGAUUUACCAUUAAACGGAGCGAUUUUAUUAUACAUUUCGGCGGAUGGCUAUAUCCCUUCUCACAGUCGUAACGCUGACAGCAUCACUGGCUAUGAAGCCGGAGGGUUUAUUACAUCUGGCAAAUUGGAUCCAAAUCGGGAUUCAACAAGAGAAUCCAGGGGACAAUCACAAGAUAGAGGGAGCCGGGGAAAGGAUCAUUAUCUGUUGUACCCUGGCGACAUUUACCCUUUUACUAGAAGACCUUUGUUUAUCAUAGUUGAGUCGAAUUGUUCUGGGCUCAUGCAGAAUAUGCCACGCCAUUUCAAUCAGCCACUUGUGAUGUUAUUGUCAGCUCAAGAACUUCCAGCAAAUCUAGCAGAACGAUGUCAUCAAGGUAAUCUCCUAACGUUGUUCCUCAACAAUCCGUUGAUGGGAUUCUGUGCAUCGUGCGAGCUUUACACAAUAGAAGAAGGUCUACUGGACGUUUGCGAGACUUUAGUCCUCGAUUUUAUGUUCCAGUGUGCACAGUUAAUACUCCGAAUUCGUAUCGAUAUGAACUUCUUCGCUUUCAUGGGUGAUGAGUUCCUUCGAACGAUAAUACUGCGGUACCUCUUCUGUGAAUGCUCUCUGCGAAUGAAUAGAAACUUCCGUUCCCGGUCUCAGAUCGUCCAUUCAACGCCUCCAAUGCCCGAAGAGCUGCUGGCACAUUCCUCCCUUGUUUCAAUUAUUUUGAAAAUUUCCGAGCAGCUCGGAGUGAGGAAUCACUUUUCCGAUGUUUCUGGACCGGGAUCGGGGCCAAUCUAG